Myotis daubentonii (Daubenton's bat) is the source of this 8077-nucleotide messenger RNA. RefSeq names its product selenoprotein I (gene SELENOI). Gene Ontology annotation, biological process: phosphatidylethanolamine biosynthetic process. Gene Ontology annotation, cellular component: Golgi apparatus; endoplasmic reticulum membrane. The record is from RefSeq and is a predicted model, not a curated record. NCBI's taxonomy places the organism in Eukaryota, Metazoa, Chordata, Mammalia, Chiroptera, Vespertilionidae. Gene Ontology annotation, molecular function: ethanolaminephosphotransferase activity.
UAUUACCAGCCCGGCUCUGGCCAUCCCUGCCUAGCCGGGGCUGGUGCUUUCGCACUGCGUGCUGGAGAGUCGCUGCCGCAGCGCGAGUGGCCGCGCAGUGUUGGGGUCGCCAUGGCAGGUUACGAAUACGUGAGCUCGGAGCAGCUGGCUGGCUUUGAUAAGUACAAGUACAGUGCUGUAGAUACCAAUCCACUCUCUCUGUAUGUCAUGCAUCCAUUUUGGAACACUAUAGUAAAGGUAUUUCCUACUUGGCUGGCUCCAAAUCUGAUAACUUUUUCUGGCUUUCUGCUGGUUGUAUUCAAUUUCCUACUUCUGGCAUACUUUGAUCCUGACUUUUAUGCUUCAGCACCAGGCCACAAACAUGUUCCUGGCUGGGUGUGGAUUGUGGUGGGCAUCCUCAACUUCGUUGCCUACACUCUAGAUGGUGUGGAUGGAAAGCAAGCCCGCAGAACCAAUUCCAGCACCCCGUUAGGGGAGCUUUUUGACCAUGGCCUAGAUAGUUGGUCAUGUGUUUACUUUGUUGUCACUGUGUAUUCCAUCUUUGGACGAGGACCUUCUGGUGUCAGUGUUUUUGUUCUUUACCUGCUGCUAUGGGUUGUUUUGUUUUCUUUCAUCCUGUCCCACUGGGAAAAGUAUAACACAGGGGUUCUUUUCCUGCCAUGGGGAUACGACAUUAGCCAGGUGACUAUUUCUUUUGUCUACAUAGUGACUGCGAUUGUGGGAGUUGAGGCCUGGUAUGAACCUUUCCUGUUUAAUUUCUUAUAUAGAGACCUAUUCACUACAAUGAUUAUUGGUUGUGCAUUAUGUGUGACUCUCCCAAUGAGUCUAUUAAACUUUUACAAAAGCUGUAAAAAUAACAGCUUGAAACACAAUUCGAUCUAUGAAGCUCUGGUCCCCUUCUUUUCUCCAUGUUUGCUAUUCAUUUUGUCUACAGCCUGGAUUCUCCAGUCACCUUCCGAUAUUUUAGAGAUGCAUCCUAGAGUAUUCUACUUUAUGGUUGGAACAGCCUUUGCCAAUAUCACAUGUCAGCUGAUUGUCUGUCAAAUGAGCAAUACCAGAUGUCCAACUUUGAAUUGGUUGCUGGUUCCUCUCUUCUUGGUUGUCGUGGUGGUAAACUUAGGAGUCGCCUCUUAUAUUGAGAGCAUUCUCCUAUAUACAGUAACAGCUGCUUUCACUCUGGCCCACAUCCAUUAUGGAGUACGAGUGGUAAAGCAACUGAGCAGCCAUUUUCAGAUUUACCCGUUCUCAUUGAGGAAACCCAACUCAGAUUGACUAGGAAUGGAAGAAAAGAACAUUGGCCUGUAAUCUACAGAAAGAAGUACUGUAAAUACGAUGCUUGUAAAUAUUUCAUCUAUCACCAUUGAACUAAACUGAUCUGCUUAACAGACAUGGGAACUCUGUGUGUGGUACUUGUACAGCAAGAAUGAUAUAUAUAAUCUGAAAUGUGGAAUUUUGAACCUACUAACUCCCACCUUAUUUUAUUUUUUAUUAAACCAUGUGAUGUUUUGGUGAAGCCUAAUGUACAUUAGACCAGCAAAUGAUUUAGUGAUUUUAACCUCAUGAGUCCAUGAUGUUUUUGGUUCAUACAGAGUGAAAGAUGCUUUAUUUUUAUUAUUUAAAACACCCCCAAAUUGGUUUAAAACACUGAUGAUGUUCAGAAAACCACAAUAUGUUUUCAUAUUUGGUACUUAGUAAGAGGCCGUUGGCUCUGGAAGCUAUCAGUAGUCCACAUCCAACAUCAGGAAAAGAGAAGAGCAAGUCACCUUCAGCAAGAGAUGCCAAAUGAUUACAGAACAAUAUGACGGUUUGCCAAUAUACUGGUUUCUCUUUCCCAUGGAAAUGCCUUUGUCCUCCUGUGCUAAGAGAGCUAGGAUAUAUGUUUAGAUUCUCUAAUAUUCUGGCUCUCUUUGUGAGGGAGCAGAGCGUGGUAAAUGGUUUAGUUUCCUUUUAAAGAAAAACAUUCUAUUGAGACUCAGUAGAGAGUGGAUUGUAACUGUAGCUCACCCAUGGGCAUGGUUCAUUGUUUCAGUGUGGCAUUUCCCCCCUCGGCUAUAGUUGCUGAGAUUGGGUGCCUGAGAACUGAUUAAGUGAAUGCAUGUGCCAGUGUGAGUCUGAUGGUAGUGACUUGCGAGGAGCACAGAUGAACUUCCCUUCUUGGAGAAAUGGACUUUGGAGUCAGGGUUCUCACGAGCGUCACUAUGAAAUGACUGCUGUGAACCUCACUACAAAGUUAGUUUUGUAAUUCAGUUUGUCCUUCCUUCCUUCCUCUCUGCCUCUGGAGGAGCGAGUGCUGUAUUUUUUAUUUUAUUCAGGAUAAAGAAGGAGAGAGAAACCCUCUCUUCUCCAGCUUGCCCACCUUCCCACUUGAAGAAAUUUUUUUAAUAUAUGCCUUACUGAGUAUGUACUCUCUUUAAUAAUACCUGGAACAAUUUUUGAGGUUUACGGACAAGCAUCAAAAUCUCUUGGACUUUAAUGUGGUUGUUUGAUAGAUCACACCUUUCCAUGAAUGUAGAUAUUUUCUUCUUCUUUUUUUUUUUUUAACUUUGUCUCCAUUUACUUUGGUGGUGGUGAAAUUUACUCCCUGAUUUUCUUUUAUUUUUCACUGAAUGAAGUUUGUGCUUGAAUGAAGAGUGUAUCUUAAACCCUUUUUUUGGAUGGAUUGCACUUGGAUAAAAUAGGCACCACUGUGUUGAUAUGUAAUUAAGUUCAUAACCAUUAUUUAUCUAGGAAUGUGACCAUUUUAAAAUUUAAUUAUAUAGUGUAUUUCUUGGUUGAAUGUCUGUCUGCUGCUUUGUAAAAAUAACUAUGUAAUUGAUAUUUCAGUUCCUAAAUUUGCAAAUUCUAAUAAUUGUCAUCUAGGUCAUUAGACAUGAAGAGUCAAGGAGUUGAUCUCAUGGUUCUGUACUCAUUUUUAAAAAUGAUUGUAAAGGUUGAGGUAUAUUCAGUGACUUUCUCUGAAACAAAAAUGAACACUGAAAAUAGGUGAGAAAUUGUUGCUGUAAAAUGUGGGUAGUGAUUCCAUGUUUGUUGAUAAGUUGCCAUCAUAGAGGUCAGAGAAUGAAUUAGUUAAGUGAGGGGAAUGCUCUUUUCAGUAGACCUUGUUCUGUGUCAUCUGUAAAAUUGAACCGGAGAAAGUGUUCUCUUGGGCUGGGAACAGAGCUUUGCUUCAAGGUUUCUGAGCUAAUCAUUUCACCGUUUUGUUGACCUUGUACACAAGAAUGAGGUUCAUCUGUACUAGAUCAGAAAGGAACUGAUAAAUAUUUAUAAAAUGAUACAUUUGGACCACAGGCUUUCUUCACCUUAUAGUAUAGUGAGAAAAUACCUCUUACUUCUGGCAUAAGGUCAUGUCCUGUCACUUGGGGGUUAUUACCUCAAAGUGUGUUUCUGCUCUCUUUCUGUUGCAUCAAGUUCAUUUGAAAAUUGUUUUGUGCCUAUACUUUAUGACUUAUUUCCCUAUGGUGGUAAAGAAUGGUGCCAUCGUCAGUUUUUUUGACAUCCUUAGAUGAAAGAAAGGUGACUGUCAGCAAGGUGAAAGUAAAACUGUGAUGAACUGUCUCAGAACAUCGUGAACUGUGCUUCUGGAGUGUACUGCUGACUCGUGUUCUUGGUGUAGUCUGCCAUCUUCAAGUGCAUCUUGAAAGUCCCCAUGUGUUAGGUAGUGAUGGGGUGCCUGAAGCAGGACUUAGUUACAAGUAGCUCUGUGCAUUUAUGUCAUGCCAAUUAUCACGACAUUUCCAAAGUAUAAAAGAUAUUUCAGGCUUAUGCAUGAUAUUUGGGGUGAGUUCACACCUCAGCCUUUCUCCCAGCAUACACUGAGCUGCCUUUUGGGGGAGCAUUGGGAUGAUUGGUCACCCCUACAUGCUUUCUGUACUUUUCAGAAUAGAGUGCCUUAGCCAGGCCAGAGGUGUACUUUGUGUUUCUACUGACCAAAGUUACCUAGACCUGUAAGAGAAGCUUCUUUUCAGGUUAUGGUAUGAAAAAUGCCCUUUCUUGCUUGUCAGAAAAGAAUUCCCCUGUAUUUGAGGGGGGGCACGAGAUAGAAAAAUUAGAAAAUACCUGGAUACAGAAUGUUAAUGCUGCCUUUAGUGAAGUUUAAUAACAUGAUCUUCACAGUUUAAAUUUGUUACAUUUUAAAUCGUCAUUCCUCCAAUAAUAUGUAAUGAAUACAGUUUAUGGGUUUUAGUCUUAAGGGUAAUAGAAUAACUUCCAAGUAGAAAACUAAAUGAUCUUCCUUGAUAUUUAAUAUCAUGGUUAAUUCUAAUUUAAUUCUAAUUUAAAACUACUUUUAAUUCUAAUUUAAAAAGAAAUGCUGAUGAUGGUCUAGAACAGCCGUGGGCAAACUCCGGCCCGCGGGCCGGAUCCAGCCCGUUUGAAAUGAAUAAAACUAUUGAAAAAAAAGACCGUACCCUUUUAUGUAAUGAUGUUUACUUUGAAUUUAUAUUAGUUCACACAAACACUCCAUCCAUGCUUUUGUUCCGGCCCUCUGGUCCAGUUUAAGAACCCAUUGUGGCCCUUGAGUCAAAAAGUUUGCCCACCCCUGGUCUAGAAUGUUAUGUACUACUACCAACAUGUCAUUUAUUUUAAUAUAGCGCUAUCAGGAGAGGAAUGUAUCUCUAGAGUUGCCCAAAUUCCAAAUUAGAUACCAAAAGACCAUUGACCAUGGUCUGGAACCUGGGCAUUGGGGGAAUAUGCAUAGGAAAAAAACAUGCAUCAGACCUACUUGAAGGGAAAGUAGGGAUCACCUUAAUGCCUAAAGCCCAUGGCGCCCAAUGAUAUAAGUGUAGUGCACAUUUUAAAAUUGUCACAAUAUAGCUCAUCAUCCCUCCACUAAUUUUAGAUUCAAAUGUGAAUUUGAAAGUUUCCUAAUUGUUUAAUUUACAAAGAAUUAGUGUAUUUUGUAGUCAAUCAUAAAGGAUUGGGAGUGUACCUUGCUGUCCAAAGCAGACUUUGAUUCUGUGACCGAUGGAGAAUAAAAAGAUCAACUGGAGGUGUUUGGUCAAAGGCUACUUUCCCCCUUACAUUCUAACUAGAAGUCUAUUUUUAACUCUUCCUCUCCAGUCUUCACCUGGGUUUCAUUUCAACUAGCCACUGCCUAGGACAGAGAUGCCCACUUGCUGUGUUGCCCCAGAUCUUGCCACAUUCAGAUCUCCUUGAUUUGCCUUUAGAAAUCUUGUCCAUUAGUCAAGGACUGGGAACGUGCCAGAGGGAACAAAUAAACCCGAUGGGCUGGAAUGUUGACGUUGGGUUCCCAAAUAAGCCAAAAGCAGGAACAGAAAUUUUUGGUUGUGUUGAUUCCUGUGUUCAGAGUGUCCUUUACCUUGACCUCAGUUCUGGACUUGAUUGAGCACUCUUAUUUAUAGGAAAUUUUGAAGUCAGACUAGAAUCUUCUUUGUCCUAUGAGAUUACUUUGUGAGGCAGCGUGCCCUUUCUUCAACACCCUGUGGGUGAACAACCUUAUUAUGUUAGCUGCCAGUCCCAGAGCCUUCCACGAAUUUUAACUAGUAUGCUGCAUUUGAGGCACUUUGACAUGUACGUUUAAAGUGACAGUUUUAACAAUAAAAUGGUGUUAAAUUAAUCACUGUGAAACUUGAAGGUGUGAAGCUCUACAUUUUAGGAAGCUUAAGUAGAUUCUGAUUUUCCUUAAUUAAUUAUGAAAUGUGAUUUGUAUAUUUUACUUUUCAUCUUGGACAGUGGUUCAAAUGACUGACAUGUUGGCAGGCAGCUACUGUUAGGGUCUGUGGUAAAUCAUGGUGGUUUAACUUUUCCAGAGAAAGUGGCGAUGUGUUUACCUUUUCCUUGCAUGGAGCCAUGGGAAUUGGGUUUAUUGGCUCAUUCAUUUCCAGUGUCUCUAAGUGCAAAAUAAAUGUCACCUUUUUAACCUGCAUGCUAGUAAUGUGCUUUGCUUUUUAGUAAACAAAUAUGGAAAAGAUAGUCAUCUGGCUGAUUUUUGUUUGUUUUUAAGCAGGGACCUGCUCUUUAUACAGACAGACCUUAAAUAGCUCACACUUAGGAUAGCAAAGGCAGUUUGUCACUUGUGUCCGUCUCACAGGCGGCCUGAGCAAGGGGGUUGGUUGCAUUUGGUCAGAAAGGCCAGGUCCCCAGGAUGGGAAAGUGGCACAUGGGCUGCUUUUAGAAUAUUUUAAUCGGCUCGUCUCCUUAGGGAAGUCCAUGUGGCACAACCGGAGUGUCUGGUCCCACAGACCAUUCACGUUGCCUUGGCCUUCACAGAAUCAUUCUGGAAAGCCAGGCUGCAUCCGAGUGUGCUGUUUUUAAAGCAUGUGAGUGAGUUGGAUCAUGGCCAUAGGGUACCUAAUGCGACAUUGAAAUUAGAGACAGGUUUGUAGGCACAGGAGUGGCUGAAUGCUCUGGGUGCCUAAGGCUCUUUGGCUACCUACUGUCUUCUCUUGAGCAGUUAAUAUGGGUAGCAAUUAAAAUUAGAAUUAACUUUUUAAAAAUUAAAUUCUACAUAAUUCUCCAUGAAUUCUAGAUUCUGGUAUUCUUGACAAGCAGUUUUUAUUAUCUGAGAAGUUCCUGACCAGGAACAUGUUUAGUUAGUACUUGCUGUUAUUAACCAGGAGCCUGUUUUAAUUUUACAAGAUCUCUGCAUGCUGCAUUAUAAAUCUGUUUAAAAUACUGGUAUCAUUCCAUAUCAGACUUUGAAUUGAAUAACUACUAUUUAAGAUUGCCUCACAAUAUUAACUUUUUUUUGGUAGGUUAUUUUGUUUAGAUAACUUGCCCCAUUAGAGCAGCCAUACAAGAGACAAAGACCCAGCUACAUGGGUUACUUACUCAUUCUGAAAUGUGCCAAGAAAGCAGAAUUUAGUAUUAAACUCUAAAUUUCAACUUUUAAAAAAACAGGUAGCAUUUCCUCUGAUAAAGGAGAAGUCAGUGGAUAAUCGCCAAGGUGUACAGGCAGAAACUUCCCACUGCCAUUUUCUCCCCUCCCCUCCCACCUAAUAUAAUAGAUCAAAUCUGUAACCAAUUGCAGAAUUGGAUGCUUUUCUGAGUACGGUUUCAUGCCCUGUGAUUAAGAAUGGGUGGCAGGAACCAUGGCCGAAUCAAUUACUGUUGCAGUUUGCUUUCUGUAGAUUCUGAAACAAAAAGACGGUUCCAUCCCUUCUCAGGUACCUAGAGACAAUACCACUCAAGCAACUGGAAUAUAGUUGCUACAAGUUGAAUAUAUUAUCGAAGAAGAAGAGGAGCACAAAAUUUUAUUUUCCCUUCCAAGUAGUUUAAUUGAACAUACUCAUAAUCGGUCUAUCUAGGACUUGCUGUGUUUAUAGUAAAUCAUGUAGCAUUUAUUUUGUCUGGUUAUGUGCGAUGUGUGUGUAUAUAUACAUAGUUAAUAUGUACACAUGUAUUCUCUGUGCAUAUACAUGUAUGAUCUAUUCGUGUGAACAUGCAGUCUACUCUUGAUUAUCAGCGAGGUGGUGAGCCCUCCGUGCACUUCCUUCCUGCUGACUUAAUCUGCAUGAAGCCCCUCGCUCCGUGAAGCCUCUCCCGCAUCUGGGGCCACAGGCUUUCCUACGUCUAGCUCAUCUCAGCCCCAGGAAAGGCCCUUGAAAUAAGUCACUUCCCAUUUCCCUUUCACCGGGGAUCGUGUGAGCCAGGAAGACCGCUUUUGAGAAAGACGGCUGCUUCCACCAGGUUGAGGCUUCAGGGCCUGAAGGUGAUGGAGCCCAUUCCUGGCAGGCAGGCAGCUCUGGGGCUUAGCGCUCCUGGGCUUGAUGGGGAGAAACCUAGCUCUUGCGGAAGUGGGGCUUCGCAACUUGCUUCAAUUCCUUAGCAGGAAUGUUGUAAAAUCUUAGAUAAGUCUUUGAUGUACAACCGUGUGUUUCACCGAUAUAUUUGCAUCAUCGGUAUUGCUGUUUCCCAUCGCUACCCCAGAUAAUCAAGACCUGACUGUUUCUUGCCACUGGAUUCCGGAAGCCUUGUCCUUUCAACUGGAUUUAUGUUUAUUUCUGCUGCUGUGAAACCCAAAAGUAAUGCAGUAGGUUUUAAUUUAAAAUUGUUAAAUUCCAUUAUUGAUAAAUAUUUAUUGUAAUAAAAGUAAAGAGUAAAUAAUUUUUAAAUCCUU